Molecule: messenger RNA, 828 nt
Organism: Recurvomyces mirabilis
Lineage: Eukaryota; Fungi; Ascomycota; Dothideomycetes; Mycosphaerellales; Teratosphaeriaceae
Exons: 3
Coding region: 1-828 (275 amino acids)
Source: RefSeq, a predicted model, not a curated record
AUGAGGCGCUUCGGUCUUCUGGCCUUUGUGGCUGGGCUAUGGGUGACCUUGGCCUCUGCGCAGUCCAGCACCACAUUGUCGGCCGCACCCACUUUCACACCCACAACGGCCUGGUCGAUCCCCAAUGGUGCAUGUAGCUCAGGCGGGAGCAACGCCAACGGUGGUGUUUUCGAGGAUGUGUUUGGAAACUUCUGGGAAGUGUCUUGUGGACAAGGUUUCUCCGGGUCCAACUACUACGAUCCCAGCCCUUACUACGAAACGACCACUGGUAUUGGUAUGCAAGCCUGCUUUAAUGGCUGCGCACAACGUGUCAACUGUAUUGCUUUCACAUUCUACGGCACCACCACAAGUGGUAGCACGGGGACAGGAGUAUGCUUCAACUACUAUGGUGGCACUCAAGGCUCGCUUUUGGCCCAAUCGUCGACGAACUCCUAUAGCGUCGUGGCUGGAUCCUAUCCCAACUACGGCUCAGCUUAUCUGAUCCAACAGAACACCGUCCAGUUCCCCUGCCCAUCGUACAACGGAUCAUACUACAAUGAUGCAUACGCACAUACCUACUACGUCCUCUGCGGGUUCGAUGGUGGAUCAAACAUUGGACCCAGUAGUAACGUUCGGGGAGGUCCCAACGCUGGCGGUUGCUUCGCUACCUGUGACACGGCUUCUGGUGCAACUUGUAAUGGCAUCGACUACGGCUAUGGUGGAGCCGAACAGUCGACCACCCAGGGCAAUGGACAAUGCAACAACAAGGGCGCUAUUGUCAUGAGUCAGGUUUCCGUCGUGUCAAGCUCAAUGCUUGCUAUUGCGACCAUUGCUCCUCCUACCACGUAA